Molecule: messenger RNA, 5744 nt
Organism: Xyrauchen texanus (razorback sucker)
Lineage: Eukaryota; Metazoa; Chordata; Actinopteri; Cypriniformes; Catostomidae
Product: syntaxin-16-like
Exons: 8
Coding region: 2351-3166 (271 amino acids)
Biological process (GO): vesicle fusion; intracellular protein transport; vesicle-mediated transport
Cellular component (GO): endomembrane system; membrane; SNARE complex
Molecular function (GO): SNAP receptor activity; SNARE binding
Source: RefSeq, a predicted model, not a curated record
GCGACUGACCGAUGCCUUCUUAUUAAUGCGGAACAAUGCGAUCCAAAACCGGCAGAUUUUGGCUGAGCAAGUGAGUACAUACGACCCUCGUCGUACUCUGAAUACACGUAGCAAUGCUGCGGUGAGUCUAUUGUUAAUUGUCCGAAUUGGUUGUUUUGGAGUGUGUGUGAUACUUGAUCAAGCUAGAUAACCCUAGCUAGUGAUGUUUGUUGAUGUACACUGGCGCUGUCAGUCGCUCCAACAAACCUCAAUUGUUUGUUUGCUGUAUGAGCAGCUGGCUAGUCAUAAAACUGUUUACACACUGCUGCAUUUUAAUUUACCCCAGCAUAUUUGAAUAGCAAUGAAAUUACCCAGAUAUUCAUUGCAAACAUGUCUUGAUCACAGUCGUGCUUUUACAUCAUGUACUGUAUAUUUCUACAACGAGAAACUGAGGAAUGAUUGUAGUGACCAUGCAAUAACGUGUAAAUAAAAUAGGUAGAACGUCAUUCACAAAUAAACAAUAUUCAUUGUACCACAAUUUUGCAGAGUUUGUUUGUAUUUUAGCACUGACUUUGAUUUUAAGAAUAUCACGCUCAAUUCAACGACGUCUGUAAUCUUAAAGGAAUAUUCCGGGUUUAAUACAAGUAAAGCUCAGUCGUCAGCAUUUGUGGCAUAAUAUUGAUAACCACAAGAAUUAAUUUUGACUUGCCCCUCCUUUUCUUUAAAAAACAAACAAAAAAAGCAAUAAAAAAAUCUGGGUUCCAAUGAGGAACUUGCAAUGGAGUAUAUAUGGCUAAUAUGUAAACGUUAAAUACUCGCUAUUUCAAAAGUAUUGCCACAUGACGUAAAAAAUGUGUGUUAACAUGAAUUUAGUGUGAUAAAAUCCCGUACAUUUCUGUGUAAAGUUAUAGCCAAUUUUACAAGCCAUGAAUAUGUACGAGUCAAAAUUAAUUUGUGUGGUAAUCAAUAUUAUGCCUAACGUCUAUUGAAUCUGGAAUAUUUAUUUAAGUAAAGGUACUACAGGCAAAACCAUUUUCUUUAUUCAAAAUGAUAUGUUCUCAUAUGUGUCUUGUAACUUUAACUUUUAAAUAUGCAAAUUAGGCAUUAUCUUAUUAAAUGUUUUGACAAUUGCUAGCAAAUCGGUUAAGAAGCUAAAUCUAAAAUUUGAUUUCUUAUUUUACAGACUAUUAUAAUUGCUCUAGUACAAUUGCAGUUAAUUCUGCAUUCUGGUUAUUUUGGAUUUUCUUUGAGAGUGCUUGUUAACCAUCUAAAUAUUGUAUGAAGUCAAAAUUGUUAAUUCCUUCCAAAAUACCUCCCUAAAUAAAUGUCUCUCACCUUGUAAAUUUGUAUGCAUUUACUAACAUGAGUAAUACAGUCUUUAUUUGUGAGAUACUUAUUUCUUUGAUGAUCUGUACACUUUGGCAUAGUUAAGUUUUUUUUGUUUUUUUUUCCAUUCUAAAAUGAGGCUCCAGUGGAAGGCAUUAUGUUUUGUCUUGCAUAGAUCUUUCCCCAGAUAAGAUAUGCUUUACAUAUUUCUUUCUCUUUGAUGUUGGUGGGUGGCCUGGUACCCAGCAUGGCUUUGAAUAGUCCAGUAAUAUAAUAAAUCAUUGAAAGUAGAUUUACGGAGUAUGAUUGGGUCUUUACAGACAGCAAACUUAUCUGCAAAUACAAAAUGUAAAGCCAAGCCAUAAGAUACGAGCACAGACAUCAUUGCAAUCAUAUAUCAUGCAUGCUUGGUUUUUGUUUGUUGUCCAUUCCUUACUAUCUGCACUUGCAUGCUCAUGUUUGCCCUGUUUGCAUUUUUUGUGUUCUUUCUAAGAACUGCCUUGCAAAAUACUGACUGUGCACUGCUUAAAUCUAUGGUAGUCAAGUCAUUGUGAUGUUUUGAGUUAAAAGGGAUUUAUUUACCUGCAUAUAAUUUUUUUUAUUACAAUUUAUAGAUUCAGAAACAUCAGAAAGUGCAUUUUUUUUUAAACCUGAUAUCUAGUUAUUUGCACAUUUAUGAAUCAGACAGUUAUGAAUAACAUCAGUUUCAGUACAGUUACAGUAACAAUAGGAUGGAAAAGUUGUAAUGAUUGGGCUGGAAUGGGCAAAUAUGACAUUUAUAUGCAUCCCUAACAUAUAUGUGGAGUUUUCUGCCAUCUAGUAAUAGUAACCAUUUACUGGUCUGUGUUCCUGAUUUGUCCAGUUUUACUUCCAGUAUGUCCUUCUGUCUGUCAUUUUGAUGCUGAUCACUGCUUUUUUAUCUUGGGCUCAUCUGCUCUCACUCAUUCUGUCCCUCCCCUUCUCUUCAAUCUCGCUCCUCAUUGGAUGAGACUUCGCUGGGGUCUUCCAAUCACAUUAGGAGUUUGAUGAGCUGGCUGAUGACCGUAUGGCUCUGGUGUCUGGCAUUAGUUUGGAUCCUGAGGCUGCUAUUGGUGUCUCAAAGAGACUCCCGCCUAAAUGGGUGGAGGGUGUGGAUGAGAUUCAGUAUGAAAUCACACGUAUCCGUCAGAAGAUGAAGGAUCUGGCCAGUCUGCACGAUAAACACAUGAACCGCCCCACACUGGACGACAGCAGUGAGGAGGAACAUGCCAUUGAGAUCACUACACAGGAAAUAACACAGAUGUUUCACAGGUGUCAGCGGGCGGUAACAGGGAUACAAACACAGAGUUAUCACUGUAUAGAGCAAGAAAAGAGACUAUUGACGAAUGUGGUCUCCUCAUUGGCCCAAAGCCUUCAAGAACUGUCAAUCAACUUUAGACACACUCAAUCAAGCUACCUGAAACGCAUGAAAAACCGUGAAGAAAGAUCCAAGCACUUUUUUGACUCUGGUCCUCUUGAGGAGGAAGAUGAUGAUAUUGCAGCAUAUGACAGAGGAUUUACGGAUGACCAGCUCGUCCAGGUUCAGCAGAACACAGUGAUGGUAGAAGAGCGGGAGAGAGAAAUUCGACAAAUUGUACAAUCCAUUUCUGACCUUAAUGAGAUAUUUAGAGAUCUUGCUGGGAUGGUUGUUGAGCAGGGCACAGUCCUCGACAGAAUUGACUUCAAUGUGGAGCAAUCGUGUGUCAAAACAGAGGAGGGACUUCAGCAGUUGCAAAAGGCUGAACAGUACCAGAAGAAAAACCGCAAGAUGCUGGUCAUAUUAAUUCUCUUCGUCAUAGUUGUUGUUCUAAUACUUAUUCUGUUUGGGACAAAGUUUAGUUGAAUCAUUCCAUGGAGGGAUCCAGCUGAAUGUGUGAGAGAAUAUCAAUGUAUUGCUUGUGUUUGUAAGUAAGUGUGUACACAUGCUGACCUUUGAACCAUUGUUUGAGGGUGGAAUAUUUGUCAAACCAAAGCUGCUUAUGUUUUUGAAAAAUUAAAACGAUAAGGAGCGCCCUCUAGAGGCCACCAGAUAAAGUUCAUGCGUUUAAACUGUGAAAUGGGCAGUCCAGGAAAUAGGCUUUAGUAAGAGGUGGUGGAAGUAUUCAAGUUCCUUUUAAUUGUGUUCAUAGGGCCAAUUUGUCCUACACAAGCACAGCACAGGAGCGUGGAUCCAAGAUAGCAGCAUGUUUAUCUCAACUGUCUUUGUUAUUCAGUUUGAAGAGUAAAUGGGAAUAGUAUGUGACAAUAUAAGGUAUCCUCUGAAGGCUGGAAUCUUGUCUGUAUCUCUCCUUGAAGAUGAUUUCAUCUACUUGGGUGAAUCUCACAAAACCUGUCAAUAGAAUUUUACGGAUCAUAUUUCACCCUCAAAAUCAAAAGAAAUAAAAAAGUAAUAUUUACUGUAUUAUAGUGAUAAUGAGAAUCAUUUGAAUUACCAAAUCAUUUGUAAAACAUUCAGAUACAUUACAGUAAUGAGAAUGUCACAAUGCAAAAUAUCUUUAUGGUCCUACAAAUAGGCAGCAUUUUCUUUAUGCAGUGUAAAGUAAAAUUUAUUUUCUCUUGAUUUUGGAGUGAACUAUAACCUGGACAUGUUUCUGUAAGAUUUACCAACUUUCCUCGUCUGCCUGGCCUCGGUUUCAAUCAAAAACUGUUGUAACUCUGUAGAAUUAAAGGGAUAGAUCACCCAAUAAUGAAAAUUCUCUCAUCAUUUACUUGCCCUCAUGUUCUUUCUUCUGCAAAACGCAAAGAUGUUUAGCAGAAGAUUUCAGCUCUGUAAGUCCAUGCAAUGCAAGCGAAUAGUGGCUAGAACUUUGAUGCUCCUGAAAGUAUGUAAAUGCAGCAUAAAAGUAAUCCUUAAGACUCCAGUGGUUUAAUCCAUAUCUUCAGAAGUGAUAUGAUAGGUGUGGGUGAGAAACAUCAAUAUUUAAGUAAUUUUUCACAAUUAAUCUCUUCUAUCACUUCCACAUUCUUUGUGCAUUUUGCCAGCAACUGGGCAGGGAGGAAUGUUUAGUAAAAAAGGACUUAAAUAUUGAUUGGUUUCUCUCCCAGACGUAUCAAAUCGCAUCUGAAGAUGUGGAUUUAACACUGGAUUCGUAUGAAUUACUUUUAUGCUGCCUUUAUUUGCUUUUUGGAGCUUCAAAGUUCUGGCCACCAUUUACUUGCAUUGUAUGGACCCACAGAGCUGAAAUAUUCUUCAAAAAUAUUUAUUUUUUUUCAGCAGAAGAGAGAAAGUCAUACACAUCUGGAAUCGCAUAAGGGUGAGUAAAUGAUGGGAGAAUGGUCAUUUUUGUGUAAACUAUCCCUUUAAACUCCCAUAUGACAUUGUGAGCAGCCUUUGGACAAAACCUUGCUUUUAGGUUAGGUUUUACUUGUGUUCAGUGUGUGCCCUAGAUAAAAUCUCACAUGAAGUCUGUGGUUCCCCCCACAUCAAGCUCUUGGAAAUCUCAACUUUGUGUGUAUGUAAGCUCACUUGCUCUUGUUUUAAAAGAGAAGCAUUGACACUCCAGUGAACCGUGUAAGUUAUGAUCAAAGAAUGUGGAAUGCAUUUAUCAUGGUCUUUUCCACAAAUUAAAAUCCUUUUAAUUCUUUUAAUUUUAAUUUAAUGGUUGGGAAUAUGACAUGUAUUGAAUUAAUUAAAUGUUACAUUGUCUUUUAACAGGCAACCAUAACUGACCGUUAUUUCCUCUGCUUAUGUCAGUGGAGGUUUGUAAUGCAGCAUUAUGUGUUUAGCAGUGUUGUUGUCAUAAUAUCAGUAUACUUUCAGUGAUAUUUUUGAUAAAGGGAGUGAUUUAGCUACAUUUAUUUUGCUUCACUCCUUUCCUUGCCUUAAGGAGUGGACACUUGUGCACUUAACUUGGAUGAUGAUGUGAAAUUACAGUUUGUUUGUUUGUUUUUUUUAUGUGCUUUUUCAUUGACUGGUGUUGCCACUACCGUAUCUGUCAGUCUGAACUCUAAUAUCUGACCAUAUCCGGACUGAAGCUCAGUUGGGUCUCCUGACUUACUAAUGUUUCCUGUAUGAGAUUAAAUUAUUUAUUUUAGAUGAAAAUAUGUGUACAGUUUAUGGAGUUCUAUUGUUGUCCUUUGGUAGCAUUGUCGAAAGUCUGAGCUUUUAUUAUUGUAAUGAUGAUUUAUGUUUUUCUGUAUUUCAAAAAUCAUAGGUUAAUUGCACCACUACUGUAUGAUGGGAAAAAAUAUAAAGUUGACGGUGUUUUUAUAAAUACAGAGGCAAUUUAUUCUGAUAUUUUAGAAGGCGAGAUGUGUUGAAAAAUAGCAGCGCAUUAUAAGGCUUAAACACAUUUCAUUUGGUUAUCUCAAUACUCCAUCUUUUUUGUCAGUUUUGGUGUGAUACCUGGUGUGAAUAUUUCAUAUUUUUCUUCCAUUAUGGUACUACUGUAUGCUAUAUGAACCUAGAACUUCUGUAAAGA